CUUCUUCAUCUUAUCCCACAUCAGAUCCCUUUACACUACCCUUUAGUAGACACCCUCACUCCCACACUCUUCUCACUCACACCUCCCCUCCUCUCCUCACCAAACAUCCCAUUCACCAUGAAGUCCACUGCUCUCUUCGCUUUCGCCGCCUCUGCCUUGGCUGCCGUCGCCACUGCCCAGACCACCGGCAACACCACUGAGAUGCUCAAGUUCACUCAGCCCAUCGCCUCCACCACCUGGGUUGUCGGUGCCACCAACGCUUCCAUUACCUGGGACACCACUUGCGACGGCCAGUACGACGCCGUCCUCCAGAUCCAGGUCAACGGCCUCCAGCAGCCCGUUUCCAACGGUGUCCUCGGCACCGUUGACUGCACCAAGAAGGGCACCCUCAAGGGCUUCACCGUUCCCGAUGUCGUCUCUGGCUCGUUGUACUCGAUCUUGGUCAAGAACACCAACACCAACAUUCUCUCGUACUCGGCUCUCUUCAGCAUCCUCAACCCUGCCAAGCCCGCCCCUGCAACGACGACCACCACUGUCGCCGUCCCUUCGACCACCGCUGCCGGUAACUCGUCCACUUCCGUCACCGGCACCACUACGACCACCAAGCCCACCGCCACCCAGACCGCCAGCGCCGCUGGUGCUCUCCAGGUUGGCUCCACCGUUGCUCUCCUGGUCGUUGCUGCCGCUGGUCUCUUGCUUUAAAUCAUAUUCGAUAAAAAAAAUUAAUCAUAAUAAAGAAGAAUUUGGAGGUGUAAUAAUCAUUUUUCAUCUUUUUUCAUUUCGAGGAUGG
This is a messenger RNA of Gamsiella multidivaricata, 790 nucleotides long. RefSeq lists its product as uncharacterized. The record is from RefSeq and is a predicted model, not a curated record. The coding region runs from base 118 to 702 and encodes 194 amino acids. NCBI's taxonomy places the organism in Eukaryota, Fungi, Mortierellomycota, Mortierellomycetes, Mortierellales, Mortierellaceae. The transcript has 2 exons.